Messenger RNA from Heterocephalus glaber (naked mole-rat), 2215 nucleotides. The record is from RefSeq and is a predicted model, not a curated record. NCBI's taxonomy places the organism in Eukaryota, Metazoa, Chordata, Mammalia, Rodentia, Bathyergidae.
GAAGGAACCAAGGAGAGAGUGCAUGACUUGCCCAAAGUCACACAGCUGGUAGGAGCCACAUGUUGAAGAGCAAACUGGAAAUCCCUCAGUCCCCAUGCUGAGGAUUCACCUGCAGUCCUCAGGGGAGGCCAGGCCCCCACUGGAUGUCACAGGCCUUGGGGGCAAGGCGGGCAGAGAAGUCACGGGCGGUUUGACUGCUUGGGGGCUGGAAGAAGAAAAAGGAAGGGACCAGAGCACUAAGGUGAGGAGCACCCUGGGAGUGGAGUAGAGGUCAGGAAGCCCUGCAGCUAUGGAACUCUCAGUAUAAAUAGCCACAGACGGAGCUGGCCAUUCAGGGGCUUGCAGCUGCAGAGGGUCUGAGGACGUGUGCCCAGGCACAAGGCUGGGCAGCAGCCAAGACAGCCUGUGGGGGCUCUGAGUGGACUCUUCAACCCAUCACACAUCUCUGGAUGCUCUCUGGGCCAGCCAUGCUGCUGGGCAGCCUCCUCCUUCUGGUGGGCACCAUGACUGCAGCCCAACAGAUGGGACAGCAAGCAGGUAGCCAUAAGCUGCAGUUUCAUUUCAAGCAUGAUGAGUGCAGCUACACCUUCUUUCUGCCUGAGCCUCAGCCCUGCAGCCCGGAAUCCACCACUGUGGGGGGCUCCUGCAUCCCCCAGAAGAACCAGCCAUCCAUGAUGCACAUGAGGCUGUUAUUCCACCAUCAGAUGGAAAAGCUGGAGAAUGCACUAAGGAACAGCACACAGAGGCUGCAGAAGCUGGCAGAGAACAUCCAGACCCUCUUUGGGUCAAAGCUGCAGCAGGCCCAGCAAAAUAUAGUUCAGAACCACACGGCCCCCAUGCUGGAGCUGGACACCAGCCUCCUGAACCAGACCACAAACCAGACCCUCAAGCUGACUGACAUGGAGGCUCAGGUCCUGAACCAGAUGUCACACAUGGAGCGCCAGAUGCUGAACACUUCGCUGACCACUGACAAGCUGGAGAAGCAGCUGCAGAAGCAGAGAGGCACACUGGACCUGCUGCAUGGCCACAACAGUAACCUGGAAACUCAGUUGGACAACAUGGAGGCUCACCAGAAGGCCCAGCUGGAGGGCCUCCGCAGUGAAAAGGAGAAUUUGUGGCAGCAACUGGACCAACAUAGCAGCAGACUUGCCCGCAUCCGUCAGGGCCUGGAAGCUCUGCGCAGUAACUCCAGCCUCCUGCAGCAGCAGCACCACCAGCUGCUGAAGAGCCUGCAACUCCUCAAACGCAUGGUGGAGCAGAGCCCAGGUACAGCUGUGCAGAGGUUCCUGGACUGUGAGGAUAUCCGCAAGUUUGGGCUCAAUAAGGAUGGUGUCUACAUCAUCUUAGUGCCCAGUCUGAACCAGACCAAGAGGGUGUUUUGUGUGAUGGACGCUGAAGGUGCCUGGACUGUCAUCCAGCGCCGUAAGGACGGCACAGUGAAUUUCCAGCGGAAUUGGGAGGAUUACAAGCAGGGCUUUGGAGACCCAUCUGGGGAGCACUGGCUGGGCAACGAGGUGGUGCACCAGCUCACCAACAGCACUAAGUACUCUCUGCGAGUGGAGAUGGAAGACUGGGAUGGCAACACAUUCUCUGCCAACUUCGAGCAUUUCCAGCUGGGCAGCGAGGAGCAGUUUUACAGGAUUUUUCUGGACAAGCACAGUGGCAUGGCAUCUCCCCGGGGUCACCUGAUCAUAGGGAACAACACCUUCAGCACCCGAGAUGCAGACCAUGACAACUGUGUCUGCAAUUGUGCAGCGAUGAUGUCUGGAGGAUGGUGGUUUGAUGCCUGCGGCAUCUCCAACCUCAAUGGCGUCUACCACCCAGCCGGCCAGCACAAGCUCAAGAUCAAUGGCAUCCGCUGGGACAGCUCCUCCCCAGGCUCUACCUCCUCACUCCGCACCUCUCGCAUGAUGAUGCGGCCCUUGAACAGCUAGUGAGCACUGUGCAGAGGCCAGUCUAGGUGUCUACCCAGACAAUAAGGCCAGUAAUAGCAUCUGCACCAGGCAGAUUCCUGAAGGUGAAGAGGACUAUGCAUGUGACCCCCCAGAAGACACUGGGUGCUCAAUUAAUGGUGCUCGUGCUCCUGCAUCACGGGACAUGGACUUUUCUAGAGAUAAAACAUUUCAGUCUAAUGUCACAUGUGACCCUGACUCUGUGAAUGGUCUCGCCUAACUGACCUGACUUGUCGAACAAGGUCAUUCGGAGCCCAGUUUCC